This is a messenger RNA of Dovyalis caffra, 675 nucleotides long. Lineage: Eukaryota; Viridiplantae; Streptophyta; Magnoliopsida; Malpighiales; Salicaceae. The record is from the annotation of a GenBank genome assembly.
AUGAAUAUGGUCUACACGGCACAAAGCUUGUCCUGGCUAUGUAAUGAGGUUACUUAUUAUUUGAUUUUGUUGAAUUUCAGGCUUGCUGGGCUUGCUUUUAUGUUUUCGGCUAGUAUUCUGCUACAGAUAUUGGCUUGUGCAAUAUACAAUAAUUGGUGGCCAAUGUUAUCAGCUCUCAUGUAUGUGCUGGUGCCUAUGCCUUGCUUAUUCUUUGGGGGUGGGUCCACUCAGUUUCUGACCAGCAGGGAUGGUGGGGGUUGGAUAGAUGCUGCUAAAUUCCUGACGGGGGCUUCGGCUGUUGGGAGCAUAGCCAUUCCUAUUAUCCUUAGGCAUGCUCAAAUGAUUGAAACAGGGGCUAUGUGGAUUGAGUUCACAUCCUUUGUCAUCUUUGUCUGCACUGUCAUGUGUUUUCACCGCGCUAGCCUAGAAGAUGAGUGUUCCGGUAUGUUCAUAUUCCCAACAACUCCAGCAAAAGAGACAAAGAUUAAAGCAGCACAACAGGAAGACCGUCUGAAAACACAAAUUCUAGAACUAAAGAAUAAAUGCUACAUAUUUUUCGGACUUUUACAAUCCAUGUUUCUAGGAUUGUCUGGUAUCUUAAGUGAUGAAUUUAGCUUAAUUGCUCCCGUGGAAUUAAACCAUGGCAUCAUAAAUGCUCCGCUGGUGUUUUUGUGA